AUGAGGGACUCGAAAGAAUUCCCCACGACGCAGGAGCAGCACUCGCCCGAUGUGGAAGAGCACAUGAGUGUCGGGCGAUACAUCGCCACGCGCAUUCCGUCGCUGGUGCCGCCCAUGAACCCAGCCCCAAACCCAUUCAAAGCAUUGACUCUCCUGAACAAGCAACAAUGGAUGUUCUUCGCAGUCGCCUUUGCCGGGUGGACAUGGGAUGCCUUCGAUUUCUUCACUGUAUCCCUGACCACAUCGCAAUUGGCAAAGACAUUCGAUGUGUCGAUUACGGACAUUACCUGGGGCAUCACCCUGGUGUUGAUGCUUCGUUCUGUGGGCGCCAUCAUCUUUGGUAUCGCUGCUGACCGUUAUGGCCGCAAAUGGCCCUUUGUCGUGAACCAAUUGCUGUUCGUCGCCAUCGAGCUCGGUGGUGGUUUCUGUCAAACCUACCAGCAGUUCCUGGGCUGCCGUGCAAUCUUCGGUAUCGCCAUGGGUGGUCUCUAUGGUAAUGCGGCAGCCACGGCGCUCGAGGACUGCCCUGUCGAGGCACGUGGUAUCGUCUCCGGCCUUUUGCAGCAAGGUUAUGCCUUUGGGUAUCUCUUGGCCACGGCGUUUGCUCGCGCUCUCGUCGACACCACUCCGCACGGUUGGCGCCCGCUGUACUGGUUCGCUGCAGGUCCACCAGUCCUGAUCAUCGCUUUCCGUCUCUGCCUGCCCGAGACCGAGGCGUUCCGUCAACGACAAGAGGCACGUGCGGAGAUGAACGGAGGUGCUGCAGCCUCAUUCGUCUCCGAGGGUAAGGUGGCCCUGAAACGCCACUGGUUGCUCUUGAUCUACUUGGUUCUGCUCAUGGCUGGCUUCAAUUUUAUGUCCCACGGCUCCCAAGAUCUCUACCCGACCAUGCUGAGCAACCAGUUCAAGUUCAGCAAGAACGCAGUCACUGUGACCCAGAUUGUCGCCAACCUAGGUGCACUGACCGGCGGUACCAUCUGUGGCUGGGCCAGUCAAAUCUUCGGCCGUCGCUUCUCGAUCAUUGUGAUCUGCAUUGUUGGUGGUGCCCUCCUAUACCCAUACACCUUUGUCAAGACUGAAGCCGUCAUGGCGGCUGCUUUCUUUGAGCAGUUCAUGGUCCAAGGAGCCUGGGGUGUCAUCCCAAUUCAUCUUAUGGAACUGUCGCCCGGUGCCAUCCGAACCUUUGUGGUUGGUACCUCAUACCAACUUGGUAAUCUGGUGUCUUCUGCAAGUUCGACCAUCGAGUCGACCAUUGGCGAGCGCUUCCCUCUCCCACCGACCGAGACUGCGCCCCAUCGUUACGAAUAUGGAAAUGUGAUUUGCAUCUUUAUGGGCUGUGUGUUUGCGUAUACGAUCCUGUUGACGCUGGUGGGUCCGGAGCGCCUGGGUCGGAACUUUGAUGCGGAUCACGAUGCGGAUCUUGCCGUUGUCGCGGCCCGCCGGGGUAUGAAGCACGACGGUUAUCAGAGUGAUCCCGAAAAGACCGCGGUGGAACAGCGGGAGUAA
Messenger RNA from Penicillium oxalicum, 1506 nucleotides. RefSeq names its product sugar transporter family protein. Gene Ontology annotation, molecular function: secondary active monocarboxylate transmembrane transporter activity. Gene Ontology annotation, biological process: plasma membrane lactate transport. NCBI's taxonomy places the organism in Eukaryota, Fungi, Ascomycota, Eurotiomycetes, Eurotiales, Aspergillaceae. Gene Ontology annotation, cellular component: plasma membrane. The record is from RefSeq and is a predicted model, not a curated record. The transcript has 3 exons. The coding region runs from base 1 to 1506 and encodes 501 amino acids.